CCUCCGGUGGGAGUUCUUAGGGGAUGGUUGUCAAGGGCGCUAGCUAGAAGGAUCUCAGUCCAGAUCCUAGGAGGUUUUGGAGGGAGAGGGACUGAGGCAUCCUCCCGUUGUGGUAAACCACUCCCCAGCCUCAAGAGUUUUACACCUGGAAAGGCUUUGAGAUAGUCUAGGUAGCUGUUCCAACCGAGGUGCGGUGGGGCUUUGGAGGGAGGGAGGGGGGCGCAUGUAAGUUCCUUGGAAGUUACUGUUCCAUCGAUUUUGCCUACUUUUGUCCGUUUUGCUUUCAGACUGGAGGGUAAAUCCGGUCCCUGGCACUUUAUUUGGCCAGACGUCUAAGGAAUCAUCAUGAAUUUCAUGAAGGCUGAAGAGAACAAGUCAUUCAGCACUGUAGGAAAUGACCUGAGUACCGGACCUGAAAUUUCAAAGGAUACUACCAUGCAACAGACGUGUUCUGACACACCUGCUGAUCAGUUGCUGGCUAACCUACAAGUGAGCAUCAGAACCAUUAAGAUUAAAAGUGAAGUCAGUGAGCAGAAGAUAUCCCCUGAAAGUCAGAACCCACAUUUGAGCACCAGUAAAAAAUAUUUCACCUUUAUGCUUCAGAUAGGCUCCAGGAAGUCAGAUCAAACUAGGAAAACAGCACACGGUGGACUCAAUGAGAAUAUCGACUCAGCUCUGAAGAAUAAUGAACAUUUCAGAAGACAUGUGCAGGAUCCGUUUAAAUGGAACAUUAUGGCUUAUGAAGAGACAACAAUUAAAGGAUUUGUAAAUUUAGGAAUGCCUCUCAGGUGCCUACCUGAAAAGUCCCAUUUUAAAAUAACCAUUGUCCCAAGAAAAAGUAAGCAGGAAAAUUAUGAUCCGAUGUUACGCUUAUGUGAAAAUCCAGACAUUGAAUGCAUUCUUUUCCACGUUCUUUCUAUUGGGAAGAACAUAAAGAAGAUUGUCAAGAUCAUGGACCUUCAUGAAAAAGGAAGUAAACUUUGUGUCUAUGCCUUCAAGGGUGAGACUAUCAAAGAAGCCCUCUGCAAGGAUGGCCGAUUUCGGUCUGACUUAGACUCGCUCGAAUGGGAAUUAGUAGAAGGUCAUCAGAACGUUCAUGGGAAAGAGUCCACAGUGGAUCAAAUCUCUGGGAAACUUUUAGAAAUGGAGGUUUUAAUAAAAAAGGAUAAGAAGAAAGGUACCGGUACAAAAAUUAAACAGAGGAAUGAAAAUGCCACUGAUGAAAUCAAUCACCGUGAUUCAAUAUGGUCUAAGAGCACAGUCCAUGAACCAGGGCCAAAUGGAGAGACUGAAGACACAGAACACAACAGAGAAAAAAUUCUCCCAUUUCAAAGUCUAGAGAGUAAGAAACACCGGACAAUUUCCGAAAUUAAAGGUUAUUAUGAUGGAAGUUUCAACACAAGUUGUAUGGGGGAAACCUCACAAGUUAGGCUAAGGUCCCCUCUUCCUAUAGAAUGUGCUUUUUAUACGGAUAGGCAAAAGGAAGCGACUAAUUCCUGGAAGAAGAAUGUAAAAAUUUUGGGAAAAGCUAUAAUGCAUCGAUAUCCAUUUUUUAAUGAAGAGGUGCUUAGGGUAAGAAAGUAUUUGGAGGAAGAACAAAAGAGAAACCUGCCACCAUUUGAACAAUUCAACAUAUAUAAAGAGUACUUUGGAAAAGUGACAGAAAAUUCCACUUCAGUUGAAACCUGUGAACGUCUUAUUCAUCAUAGCGAGUCUGUUGGGUUUAUGAAAUGGGACGUUAAUGGAAACUCAGGCAGUGCUACUUGCUUUGUCAUAAAGAAUGGUUAUAUUUUCACCUGUCGACAUGUUUUAGAUCUCAUCCUGAGAGACAGUACAAAUCCAAGUUUGCAGUUGGAUAUAAUAAGCAGCUGUGUAAAGGUGACUUUCUCUUACAAAAGUUUCUGCCCUAAAGACAAUGAUUGGUUUUCCCUUGAGAAAUGUUUUGCAGUGUCUGAUGAAACUCUAGAUUAUGCCAUAUUAAAACUAAGCAAAAAUGGACAUAGAUUUCCUCCAGGCCUGUUUCAACAUGUUUCCCCUCAACCAUCAGGUGGUUUGAUUUAUUUAAUUGGUCACCCAGAAGGCCAGAUCAAGAAAAUAGAUGGUUGUAUGGUGAUUCCUCUGGAGCAACGGUUAGAGAGUUACCCAGAAAAUCAUCGAGAUAGGGUGGCAGGAACCCAUGCUCCCAUUUAUAAUGCUUGUCCUGUGCUUACCCAAAGAAGUUUCCUGACAGAGGCUUGGAGCCGUGAAACACUUAGUUAUGAUACUUGCUUCUCCAGUGGGUCCUCUGGCUCCCCAGUGUUUAAUGCAUCUGGCCGUUUGGUUGCUAUGCACUCCUUUGGGCAUUUUUAUAGACAUGAAAAUAAGGUUUAUGCUCUUAUUGAAUUUGGCUAUUCUAUGGAUUCAAUUCUUAGUGAUAUCAAACGGAAACAUGAGCGCUUGUACAAAUUAUUAGAAGAAGAGGAAAAUGAGAACCAUGAAGAAGAGAGAGAGAAUACACGAGAGUCAUCACUUCGAGAUCAUCAGGUUGAACCCAUGGAACAUUAGGAAAAGGAUGCUGCUUUCAAAAAAUAUGCCCAAAAUUCAGUGAUUUGGGGCGGUUUCUGUAGAGUAUAAUGGAUAUUAUUUCUUUUAGAAAAGUUCCAGAGAAUCAUGUAGAUACACAAAAUGUAUUAGAGCUCAAAUAAAUAUUGAUUUUUUUUUUCUCA
This is a messenger RNA of Sus scrofa (pig), 2705 nucleotides long. The record is from RefSeq and is a predicted model, not a curated record. NCBI's taxonomy places the organism in Eukaryota, Metazoa, Chordata, Mammalia, Artiodactyla, Suidae.